Molecule: messenger RNA, 180 nt
Organism: Thermothielavioides terrestris NRRL 8126
Lineage: Eukaryota; Fungi; Ascomycota; Sordariomycetes; Sordariales; Chaetomiaceae
Exons: 1
Source: RefSeq, a predicted model, not a curated record
AGAUCCUACCGUGCACUCAGCCCGCGCACCAAAGCCGCCUUCGGCGCCGGCCUGGUCGUCUGGGGCCUGCUGGGCCUGUACUUCACCGACGUGGCCGAGGCGAAGCUGGGGCUGACGCCGAGCGAGGCCGACCGGGCCGCGCUGGAGCGCAUGACGCCGCGCAUCCACGCGGUGCCGCGG